UGUUGUUUGAUAGUCAUAGGCUCUCAUACCAAGCUUCUCCCUUGUCCCUGCUCCUAGCACCCUGGGGCCCCUAGCACUGCUGGACUUGGGUGCAGUGGGGCACAGAUAGUGACUGUGCCAUGCCUGGGGGAGCCCUAUCUGUCACAAGUUCUGAGUGAGCACCAUCUGUGUGGAUCCCGACGCACAUCUCGUGGAGAGAGGCCAAGCCAAGUAUCCAGCCCCAUGAGCUCCUUGAGGGCAAGCCCAAGGAUACCUUAUCUCUCUCCUGACUUCCUUUAUGGUUUGACACGUGGUCGUAGUCAGUGCUGUUAAGGAGAAGACCGAGGCUGGGUUAUCACUGGAGGAAGAAAAACUGAGCAGCCGGCUGGGCUGCGGUUAUUUGGGACCAUGGAUGAAGAUAUACAACAGGGGUGAUACUGCCACCUAGGGUGUAUCUUGGAAAUUUAUGGGGCUUUUCUUUUUUUUUCUUUUUCUUUUGGCUGCACAGUGUGGCAUGUAGAAUCUUAGUUCCCCUGACUACGGAUCAAGCCCAUGCCCCCUGCAGUGGAAGUGCAGAGUCUUAACCACUGGACCACCAGGGAAGUCCCUAUGGGGCAUUUUUUGAUUGGUGUAAAAAUUUGAAGGGAUGGGAUUUACUGGCGUUUAGUUGGCCUGUACAGGAUGCUACACAUCCUGAAAUGCCCAGCAAUUUAUUUUGAAGAAUUCCCAAGACAACCUUUGAAUGUACAUCAUGUAUAUGAAAAUCCUGUUUAUCUGAGCCUAGAAUUAUUUAGUGUUAUAUGAUCAAAUUAUUCAUAAACACAGAAUAGUUUUUGCACAUUUGGGAAAAGACAGUUUGCCGGGAAUGUACCUCUGUGUAAAUUAAAACAAUGCUUUGUUCAUCGCUUUACCAAGAACUUGUUCACUAUUUUGGAACACCAGUUCACUAACGGCAGCACUGCUUGUUGCACGUGUCAUGAGGAAAGCACCAAUAUCAGUUGGCGUUGUAGCUGUCAUAUUCACGGUGAUUCCACAUGGGGGUGGGCACUGGACUACUUCAUUGCCUCCUGGUUUAGUUGGGCCCAAGUUUUCACACACUGAAAUACCUGUUAUCAUAAAUUACUUUUGUUUCUCCUUUAUAUUGCAGUGAGAACAUUAUAUGGAGUUGUGCUCACUGUUGUCAUACAUGAUGUGAGGAUGUUUCCUUUCGAGGGGCAGCCAAGACAAGAAGAAGGGCAGGGAAGCAUGAGCCGAUCACCCCCUAACGCCAUACAACUCCGAUCCGUGGGCUCCCAGGGUACCAUGGCUUCCCUGCCACAGCCGCCUGCCGUCCAGAAUCCCUCCUCUCACUCUUGGGCCUCUCUGUGUGGGCCUCCUCCCUGGGGCCUCAGCUGUCUUCUGGCUCUGCAGCAUAUCUUGGUCCUGGCUUCUGUGCUCUGUGCCUCCCAUCUGCUCCUGCUUCGAAGUCUCCCUGCAGGAGGACUCUCUUCCUUCCCUGCCCAGCUCCUGGCCUCCAGCCUCUUUUCAUGUGGCAUGUCUACUGCCCUGCAAACUUGGCUGGGCAGCAGGCUGCCUCUUGUCCAGGCUCCAUCCUUAGAGUUUCUUAUCCCCGGUCUGGUGCUGACCAGUCAGAAGCUCCCUCUGGCCAUUCGGACACCUGGAAACUGUGAGCAGAGAGCAAGGGCACAGGCCUCCCUUGUGCUGCGCCUGUGUAGGGGGCCUGGCUGCCAUGGCCUGGAGCUCUGGAACACUUCUCUCAGAGAAGUGUCCGGGGCCGUGGUGGUCUCUGGGCUGCUGCAGGGCAUGCUGGGGCUGUUGGGGGGUCCUGGCCACUUGUUCCCCCACUGUGGGCCCCUGGUGCUGGCCCCCAGCCUGGUUGUGGCAGGGCUCUCUGCCCACAGGGAGGUGGCCCUCUUCUGCUCUACUCACUGGGGCCUGGCAUCACUGCUUAUCCUGCUCAUGGUGGUCUGUUCUCAGCACCUGGGCUCCCGCCUGUUACCCCCACGCCCCUGGAGGCCAUCUUCAAUCUCUUCAACCCCUUCAACCCACACUCACACCCCUGCCUUCAGGCUCCUCUCGGUGCUGAUCCCAGUGGCCUGUGUGUGGAUCGUUUCUGCCCUUCUGGGUCUCAGCAUCAUCCCCCAGGAGCUGUCUGCCCCCACCGAGGCACCGUGGCUUUGGCUGCCUCACCCAGCUGAGUGGGACUGGCCCUUGCUGACACCCAGGGCUCUGGCUGCGGGCAUCUCCAUGGCCUUGGCAGCCUCCACCAGCUCCCUGGGCUGCUACGCCCUGUGUGGCCGGCUGCUGCAUUUGCCUUCUCCACCUCCGCAUGCCUGUAGCCGAGGGCUGAGCCUGGAGGGUCUGGGCAGUGUGCUGGCUGGGCUGUUGGGGAGCCCCAUGGGCACUGCAUCCAGCUUCCCCAACGUGGGCACAGUGAGUCUUCUCCAGGCUGGAUCUCGGCGAGUGGCCCACUUGGUGGGGCUGCUCUGCGUGGCACUUGGGCUCUCCCCGAGGCUGGCCCAGCUCCUCACCAUGAUCCCGCUGCCUGUGCUUGGUGGGGUGCUGGGGGUGACCCAUGCCGUGGUUCUGUCUACUGGAUUCUCCAGCUUCCACUUGGCUGACAUUGACUCUGGGCGGAAUGUCUUCAUUGUUGGCUUCUCCAUCUUCAUGGCCCUGUUGCUGCCAAGAUGGUUUCGGGAAGCUCCAGUUCUACUGAGCACAGGCUGGAGCCCCUUGGAUGUGUUACUACGCUCACUGCUCACAGAGCCCAUCUUCCUGGCGGGACUCUUGGGCUUCCUCCUAGAGAACACCAUUCCUGGUACACGGCUUGAGCGAGGCCUAGGUCAAGGGCUGCCAUCUUCUUUCACUGCCCAAGAGGCUCGGAUGCCUCAGAAGUCCAGGGAGAAGGCUGCUGAAGAGUAUGAGCUUCCCUUCUCCAUCCAAAAUCUGUGUCCCUGCAUUCCCCAGCCCCUCCGUUGCCUCUGCCCACUGCCCGAAGACUCUGGGAAUGAGGAAGGAGGGCCCUCUGAGGCAGGAGAGACAGCUGAUUUGCUGACUGGUUUUGGGGAGCAGUUCCCUGGGUCCAGCAGAGAACUUAGGUCCCAGUAAUUACUAGAAC
Messenger RNA from Hippopotamus amphibius kiboko, 3097 nucleotides. It is a transcript of the gene SLC23A3, whose product is annotated as solute carrier family 23 member 3. The record is from RefSeq and is a predicted model, not a curated record. Gene Ontology annotation, molecular function: transmembrane transporter activity. The transcript has 13 exons. Gene Ontology annotation, cellular component: membrane. Bases 1177 to 3087 code for a protein of 636 amino acids. NCBI's taxonomy places the organism in Eukaryota, Metazoa, Chordata, Mammalia, Artiodactyla, Hippopotamidae. Gene Ontology annotation, biological process: transmembrane transport.